AUGGGAUACAUACAUACAUUGCCGAGUACACGAGAGAAUGUUGGAGUAUUUGUUCAAAGAGGUCAUGGUGGACCUCUUUCUGUGGUCGGGUAUAGUGAAAUGGAUGUGGCUAUGGCUACUGAAAUUAAUCAAUCAAUAGGAUGCCUUCGUGUUUGUUGGAGCAAUGUAUUCUUGCAUAUGUUCAGUUUGGAAUUUCUGAAUCAAGUUGCAAACAGCCUUGAAAAGGACAUCAUGUAUCAUCUUGCACACAAGACGAUACCUUCGUUUCAUGGGUAUACAAUGGGACUGAAGCUUGAGCAGUUCAUAUUCGAUGCAUUCAAUUACUCCCCAUCCAUGACACUUUUUGAGGUGCUACGUGAAGAGGAAUUUGCUCUAGUGAAGAACGUGAAUGGCUCAGCCUACGACACCCCAGAUUCGGCCACACUGAUGCUGCUCCGACUCUAUAGCAGAUGGGUAGUCGCUGCUCACUACUUCCUGACCCAUUAUGUGCCCUUGUACAUGACAUGCGUCGAGGUUUCUCCGCUCAGCUACUACGUCGGGGAAAACCUGGAGGCGAUCUGCCGUGGACGGACAUUCCACGCGCGAAUAGAUAAUUCUAUGUCGUACCUGUCAGGUUUACCUCAACCCAGUGUUAUUGAGUCUGCAUCCCUGCAAGAAUGA
Molecule: messenger RNA, 660 nt
Organism: Hordeum vulgare subsp. vulgare (domesticated barley)
Lineage: Eukaryota; Viridiplantae; Streptophyta; Magnoliopsida; Poales; Poaceae
Product: UDP-N-acetylglucosamine diphosphorylase 1-like
Exons: 8
Coding region: 1-660 (219 amino acids)
Biological process (GO): UDP-N-acetylglucosamine biosynthetic process
Molecular function (GO): UDP-N-acetylglucosamine diphosphorylase activity
Source: RefSeq, a predicted model, not a curated record